This is a messenger RNA of Fraxinus pennsylvanica, 2064 nucleotides long. NCBI's taxonomy places the organism in Eukaryota, Viridiplantae, Streptophyta, Magnoliopsida, Lamiales, Oleaceae. The record is from the annotation of a GenBank genome assembly.
AUGAUAGAAGCAGAAGCAGAAACUCUGUCAAACAUAAAUGACAAUGAAAGACUUACAACACCACCUGAGGGAGAGGAAUAUUUCACUGAUGAAGACAGAACUAAGUACAAAUGGAAUCGAAAUCUUAGAGCUUGGGUUUCUCAGAUAACUGAGGAAUAUACUCCAGAAGAUAUGCCUUUUCAGCUAGAAGAGGAGGCCUUUCCAACAAAUUCUGAUGAUCUAUCAGCUAAGGAAGUGGAUAAUGUUGCCAGUGAAGCAGAAGCAAAGCAGAAUGGCAAAAGAAAGUUGCCCGAGAAAACUGCUGAUAUUAAAUGUUUGACUAUUUGUUCUCUUAUUUAUAAUGCUACAAAAUCUUUGGCAUUUUACUUGCAACAUUACCUUUGUCAGUACAGUCCCUCAGCUUUACCAGCUCCUGUCAGAUGUGAAAGACAUAAAUUAAGCCAGGAUUCCCCUUCUCGCAAUCUGUCUAUGCCUCAUCCUUGUUUUAAACUUUCUGUACAAGUUCUGGUGGACUCCAGUUCAUUUGCAACGUGUAAUGCAGACUAUGCAGUCGCAGUGUCUCAAAGAGAUUAUCAACAUGAAGAAGGAAGUUGUAAGAUACAACAUAAAAUGGGGAAACAAGACAUCAGAGGCCCUACUUACAAAUUCUUUUUUGGAAAUACCGAAGAGAUCUCCAAGAAGAAGGCGAAUUCCUUGAGUAGCCCAAUGGACUUAUCACAUGACGUAUUCCCAAGAAUUAUGCCUCACAUUCAUUCAUGGAUCAAAACUUAUGGAAAUAUAUUUAUUUUCUGGAACGGGUCUAAAGCUGAAUUAGUUGUUACACAACUGGAGCUUGUCAAAGAAAUAUACAACAACAAUCAUACUUACCCAAGACGACUUGAAGAUAAAUAUUUCAAAAAGCUGACAGGAGAGAGUAUUGUAGCAAGUGAUGGUGAAAAAUGGGCAAAACUACGAAAAGUGGAAAAUCAGGCAUUCCAUGCAGAAAACUUAAAGAAUAUGACUCCGGAAAUGAUUGAAAGCGUCAAGACGAUGCUGGAAAGGUGGAAAAAUUAUGAAGGAAGAGAGAUAGAUGUUUGUGAUGAGUUCAGACAGUCAACAGCAGAAGUAAUUUCAAGGACUGCAUUUGGAAGCAGUUAUGAAGUGGGGGAACAAGUUUUCCGGAUGUUAACAAAGUUGGCAAUCAUAUUUACCAGAAAUGCGUAUAAGAUAAGGUUUCCCAUUAUCAGUGAACUUUUCAAAUAUGGUGAUGAAACAGAAUCAGAGAAGAUUGAAAAAGAAAUUCGAGAAAUUAUUCUGCAGGUUAUUAAGGAAAGGGAGAAAGUAGCAGUCGAUGCACAAAUCUUUGGAACGGAUCUUCUUGGAUUACUUUUGAAGGCUAGAUAUGAUUCCUCUGGAGGAAAUAAUAUGUCAGUGGAUCAAAUUAUUGAUGAAUGCAAGACAUUCUAUGGUGCUGGACAAGGAACAACAGCAGCUUUGCUUUCAUGGACUGUUCUUCUUUUAGCUAUCCACUCGGACUGGCAAGAAAAAGCUCGUGACGAGGUGUUAAAAGUAAUCGGUCAGCAACAACCAAAUUCAGACAACCUACCAAGACUAAGAACGAUGAACAUGAUAAUUCACGAGGUUUUAAGACUAUAUCCUCCAGUUCCAUUCAGUGAAAGGAAAACUAAGAAGGAGACCAGAUUGGGGAAGCUUAUUCUUCCAGCCAAUGUAAAACUCUAUGUGCCAAUCUUAGCACUUCAUAGGGAUCCUGAAAUAUGGGGUGAAGAUGCAAAUCUCUUCAAACCUGAAAGAUUCACAAAAGGGAUANAUCUCUUCAAACCUGAAAGAUUCACAAAAGGGAUAGUUGGAGCUACCAACAACAAUCUAGCAGCAUUUUUACCAUUUGCCUUGGGACCUCGAACGUGUCUAGGCAUGAACUUUGCCAUAAACCAAACCAAGAUUACACUGUCAAUGAUUUUGCAACGUUAUGCAUUCACACUUUCGCCUAAAUAUAUUCACUCUCCGAUUCAUUCUAUGACUCUUCGUCCCGAACAUGGUGUUCAGGUGUUGCUGCAUGCUCUCUGA